Messenger RNA from Bursaphelenchus okinawaensis, 1600 nucleotides. The record is from the annotation of a GenBank genome assembly. NCBI's taxonomy places the organism in Eukaryota, Metazoa, Nematoda, Chromadorea, Rhabditida, Aphelenchoididae.
AUGUCGCCCAAUUCCAGAAACCUCCACGGUUCCUGUAACUUCUUCCUAGCUUGUGGCUGCUUCACUGACAUCUGUCACACCUCAGCCCAUUGGGUCUACAUGAUAACUACAGUAUCCGGAAUCAAUUUCAUACCGUUUUCGCUAUGUUUGUGGACUCAAACUAUACCUCAGUUUUGUGUCACUGGUAGUAUCAUUAUGACAUUGUGCGUUGGAAUCGACCGGUUGUUGUCGGUUAGCAUGCCAGUGUCAUAUGGACGUACUGACAAGAGAUUGGUUUGUGCUGGAGGGGUUACUGUAGCACUGUUGCUGGGAAGCUAUUUUUAUGUUGUUUCGGUUUUGUUUGCCAUUUCUGACCAGGGCAACACGUAAGUUUGUAAUACGAUUGGCUUUAAAGUAGACUUAAACUUAGGCUGAAUCGAAAAAAGCUUGGACUGAAUGGGUUUAAACUUGAAGUUAGAUUUAAUCAUAGGCAUAAACAUAAGUAUAAUCUUGAGCGCGGGCUUGGGUUUGAGCUCAGACUUAGGCUUAAGUUUAGGCUUAGGCGUAGACUUAUGUUUAGACUUAGGUUUAGGUUUAUGUUUAGACUUAGACUUAGGUUUAGGUUUAUGUUUAGACUUAGACUUAGGUUUAGGUUUAAGCUUAGGCUUUAAUUUAGGCUUGGGCUUAAACUUAGGCUUAGGCUUACAAUUAGGCUUAGGCUUAGAUUAAAGAUAAAACUACGUUUUAGGCUUACGCUUUGCUCUAACCUUAGUUUUAAGCUUAUCUUUAGCUUUAGUCCAAGCCAGUUCAAGCUUAGAUUUGAACUUUUUAGACUUAUGCUUAGACUUAAAUGGAGGCUUAUGCUAACUAUAAGUUAAAUACUAGAGUUACGUUUAGGUUUAGUAGACUGUUAACAACAAAACUUAUUAUUUUCAGCCCAGUUCUAUGCGUUAUAGUCAACAGUCUGAGCCCUGUAGCUCAAUCUGAAUGGUUUGCUUUUUGUGUAGCGGUGAACGUGCUCGACCUCAUCGUAUACACUACAGUAUGGCUGUUUCUGCGAUUCAGAGCUGGAAUGUCAGAUGAAAGCAAAAAAGUCUUUAAAUCUUUAUUUGUCAUCAUGUUGACAGUAGCCUUCGGAUGGUUAGCUAAUGCGUUUGUACAAGCUGUCAUUGUACCACCGUUUGUACCAGUCGAUGCUCAAAUGGAUGUGAUGUGCUACUGGGGUAUUCCGGUGAACUUGGCUAGUGCUUCUGGUGCACUGACAUUGUACUUGUUCAGGUAGGGUGGGGUAGGGUAGGGUAGGGUAGGGUAGGGUAGGGUAGGGUAGGGUAAGGUAAGGUAGGGUAGGGUAGGGUAGAGUAGGGUAGGGUAAAGUAGGGUAGGGUAGGGUAGGGUAGGGUAGGGUAGGGUAGGGUAGGGUAGGAUAGGGUACGGUAGGGUAGGGUAGGGUAGGGUAGGGUAGGGUAGGGUAGGGUAGGGUAGAAAUUAUUUUUUUUAGAUUUGUCGUUUUAGUAAAGAGUACCGUGACACCUUCCGAAGGCUUCUGGGGCUUCCAGAAUUGAAAAUAAAGAAUGCUCAAGCUUUCACAACACCUUCAGUCGCCAAGUCAUCUAAAUCAUAG